AUGAAGAGGGUGUUCGCCUCGGGCUGGGAUCCUGAUCCUUCUGUCCCGAGUUCACCAGGCAGCUUUGGGCUGGUUCCCGGCCACACCUCCACCGCUGCUCCGCCCGUGACGUCGCACACACCCCCACCCCGUGGGCACUAUGGCACUGUCUUUGAAGAAAUUGACUUCUUUGGGUCUCCCACUGGGGAGGAACCGGCUGGCCUUCCCACACUGGUGGAGGACUCCACCCGUGGCCACAUCACUGGCAUCAACCUGCGCAAAGAAUGGCUUGGAAGGGCCUGCCUCCUCAACGUGGAAAUAUUUGUCUUUUCGGAAGAAGUUGCUGGUGGAAUAACCUAUGUUGAUGAGAUGACGAAACCGGGCUCUGUGUGCGCCCAGCCGUGCCCGGCGGGAACGUACGGGGUGAACUGCAGCCAGGAUUGCCCGUGUCAUAAUGGCGGGCAGUGCGAUCAUGUGACGGGGGCGUGCCUGUGUACCGCCGGCUAUGUGGGAGAAAGGUGCCAAGAGGAGUGUCCCAUUGGGACCUUCGGCUUCCAGUGUUCCCAGAAGUGCGACUGUGAGAACCGAGCCAAAUGCUACCACAUCAACGGGGCCUGUCUCUGCGAUCCGGGCUUCAAAGGGAUUCAUUGCCAGGAACGGAUGUGCCCAGAGGGCUUUUAUGGCUUGAAAUGCAACAGGAGAUGUCCCUGCCGCGCUGUCAACACUGCCAGCUGCCAUCCUCUGUCUGGGGAGUGCAACUGCAAAGCUGGCUGGGCUGGGCUCUACUGCAAUGAAACCUGCCCCCCAGGUUUCUAUGGCGAAGGCUGUCAGCUUGCCUGCCGCUGCCAGAAUGGAGCCGACUGCAACAGCAUUACCGGGAGAUGCACCUGUGCCCCAGGAUACAUGGGAGAAGACUGCUCCAUCACGUGUGCGGCCGGCACCUACGGGAUCAGCUGUUCGUCGCUUUGUAGCUGCCAGAAUGACGGGGCUUGCUCCCCCGUGGAUGGUUCCUGCUUUUGCCGAGAAGGGUGGCAGGGAGCGGAUUGCUCGAUCCCCUGCCCGAGUGGCACUUGGGGCCUCAACUGUAACCAGACGUGUUUCUGUGCCAACGGAGCAGCCUGCAACCCCGUGGAUGGAUUCUGCCUGUGUUCCCCUGGGUGGCAAGGAGAUUUCUGUAACCAGCCGUGCCCUGAGGGGACGUACGGCCUGAACUGCAGCCGGCUCUGCGACUGCAACCAUGCGGACGGAUGCGAUCCAGUCACGGGCCACUGCUGCUGCCUUGCCGGAUGGACAGACAGAAAACCGAGGCUUCCGGCUCGCUUCCGGUUGCCUGUGGCCGGAGUGGGCAAGGCUUGGGGUCAGCAGACUAUCCCUGUUUUGGACAACGCUCAGUCCAGACGCCAUCCGUGUCGACAGCUGGCAGAUUUAUUUUCGGACGGGCUGGGUUCCUUUAAAGCUGCCACCACCUCUCCUGGGGCCGGGGCGAUGCAAAUGACUCCGUGA
This is a messenger RNA of Sphaerodactylus townsendi, 1482 nucleotides long. RefSeq names its product multiple EGF like domains 11 (gene MEGF11). The record is from RefSeq and is a predicted model, not a curated record. The transcript has 12 exons. The coding region runs from base 1 to 1482 and encodes 493 amino acids. NCBI's taxonomy places the organism in Eukaryota, Metazoa, Chordata, Lepidosauria, Squamata, Sphaerodactylidae.